This is a messenger RNA of Paramecium tetraurelia, 3618 nucleotides long. RefSeq lists its product as uncharacterized. Lineage: Eukaryota; Ciliophora; Oligohymenophorea; Peniculida; Parameciidae. Gene Ontology annotation, biological process: endoplasmic reticulum to Golgi vesicle-mediated transport; protein localization to phagophore assembly site. Gene Ontology annotation, cellular component: TRAPPIII protein complex; cytoplasmic vesicle; phagophore assembly site. The transcript is spliced from 2 exons. The record is from RefSeq and is a predicted model, not a curated record. Gene Ontology annotation, molecular function: protein binding.
AUGAAUAUUACAUAGCUAGAACUCUUUAAUCAAGCCUGUCAUUAAUAUAAGGGUAUGGUGAUUUCUUCUGAUUUCAUACAGACAGCUCUACUAAGUAGAUAUCAAAUAACUCCUGCUGAAUUUUUGAGACCAUUUCUACCUAGAAAAGUGCAGAGAUUGAAAUUGGGUUUGAGAGAGAAGGAUAAGGAGCUUAACAUAAAAUUGUUAGAUAUGAAGGAAUAUGAUCAGAUUGGAAAUGUAAAGUUGGAUAAGUAUUCGCGUCUUCUAUUGGAGGAUACUCAAUUUUUGGAACAAGUUUAAAUCUCAAGAAAUUGCAGUAAACAGCUUUUAGAUCAAAUUUGUGAUUAAAAUAAGAUGGCUGGGUUCUAGUAAUUGUAAUAAGUAGUGGGAGACUGUUUAGGAUUCUAAUAUCAUUAUAAUUUCCUAGAUCAUCCAAUUGUAUUAUUCUAUGUAGUAAGUGGAUAAGAGAAAAAUUUGAUAUAGGAGAUCCAUAAAAUAAGGAGCGAUUCAAAUAGUUUGAUUAAGAUGAUUUUUAAGAAUAACCUUAGUGAUUUGGAGAUGGUGAGCAAGGUUAUCAUAAUAUUGAAUGAUGCACAGGAGGUAGUGUAAUAUGAAUCUCUUGAUUUGAUCUUUAAGGAAUUUAGCAAGUUUCGAGCAUACACACUCAAAUACAACUUGCCUAAUCCAAUUGAAUAAACUCACUGGUCUCGAUUUGCAUAUCAGAGAUACAAUUAUGAAGGCGAGGUUCCCAAGCAUCCUUUAGGAAUAUUGGAUGAAUAAUGGACUAAGAUUUAUAGAUAGGUGAUUGAGGAAGUCAUAUUAUAACAAGCACUGAUCAUAUUGGAGAGUCAAAUCAAUAAGUAGACUCAACUCUAUUAAGAAAUGAAGUAGAAAACAUUUGAUACUUUUUUGACAAGCAUUUUCAAUACGAGAACAGGUUAAUCAACUGAAAUUGAGUAUAAGAUGAGUCAAAAAGAAUAAUUAUUGAGAUUCUUGGGUGAUAAUCAUUUUUUGAUGAAUGAUUAUGAAAGUGCUGUCACUUAUUAUAAAGGACUUAUAACUGAACUUAAGAAUAAUAAAACUAAUACGACUAUUGCCACUUUGUAUGCAACAGAGUAUUAUUUAUACUCUCGCUUAUUGGCAUCAUAGAAAAUAGAUAAUUUAAAGAAUAUUUUUGAUGAAAUUGAGGUUGGUUAUCAUAAGUUUAUUCAAUUCCCAUACAUGUUAAGAGUGAUGUUUUUUUAUAUAAUAACAAUUCACAUGUUUGGAAAAUAUAGUAAAGAAUAGAUUUAUUUCCUUCAAAGAUUUCAUCGUUAUUUUAAGGAUUUAGGGAGUACUACAAAAAAGGAUUAUUUUGUAGUUUAUCAAAUUUUAGUCUAUGAAUAAAUAGCAUUCAUUCAUCUAAGAUUAGAUCCUCCAGAGUUCAGGAAGUUUGCUCAUAAUCUGACAUUAGUUGCUAAUAAAUACGAAUCUGAAAAUUUCAAGAAGCAUGCAUUGAGAUGCUUUAAAAUAGUUGAAUAAUUAUAUUAAUAAUCGAAAUGGGUGCCAUUAUUAUUUUGGUUGGAAGGACAUAUAGGGGCCAAUUGUUUGGAGAAUCACAAAGUGCAAGAAGCCAUUGAUUCAUUUAAGUUGGCAUUCAAUUAACUAAAUGAAAGAUAGACAUUGGAAUUGCAUAAUCAAUUAGUUGUAGAUUGGAAAAAAGCAUACUAAUCAAUUGAACAACUUUAAGAUUUCAGACGAAAGUAUUUCACUUAAACUAAUACUAACCUGAAAAUUCCAAUUGUCAAAGGACCUGUAGAUAUGUUAACGCAUGGUUAAGAUGUAUUAGAUUCCAUUGUUCUUACUAAUAUCAAGUAGAAAUUUAAGAAUUUAUGGAAUACAGUCUCAAAGAAUGAAUCCUUUUUUGAAGAUGCAUCCAUUAGAAGUUUUGAUUCCAUCUAUUUGGAAGAAAGAAUUGCAUGCUUCAAUAAAACCCCUUGUAUUUUAAAUGCUGAUAAAAUUUCAGACGUUAUUGACAAGAUUAACAAGUUCGGAAGGCAAUGCUUUGCUGAGGACAUUAUCACUUUAAGGUUUUUUAUUAAUUUGCCAGUUAAAGUGCCCAGUUAUAUCAAUAGCUUAUAAGUAAUGUAUCAAUUUUACACACUCAAAGAGAAUCUUUUAGAUUUAGAGGCUGGUAAUGAAAAAGAUUAUGUACUCACAAAAAUAAAUACUUUAGAGAUAAAGGACAUUCCUUUUUAAAGGGCAGUAUAAGAAUACUUAGAAGUGUCCAUAACUCCUCCAUCAGCUGGAUAUUUGAUAAUUACAGGUUUGCAAUGGAAUUUCAUUAAUAUUCCUGCAUAAAUAUUAAUUAAUUAUGAUGCUAAGGAUCAAUCAAAGAAGAAGAGUGUAAAUUUUUACAACAAGUUUAAAGUUUUUCCUAAAUUCAUCCCAAUUGAUAUUGAAUAUUAUACUAAACCAGUUAUUGCUUAUGGGGAAAUAAGGCCUAUUCUUUUUAAGUUUACAAACAAGAAUCCCGAAGAAAUAGUAAUUCAUAUAACUCCAAUAAUACCUUAUCAUUUUGGGUUUGAAGAGAAAAAGAUAAUAUUAAGCGCCUUCUAAGUUUUGGAAUAUUAAUUUUACUUGAGAUGCAGCUUCUAAGAGGAAUUUGUUGGUCAAUUAUUAUUUAAGUAUUAAUAAGGAUAGAGUGGAGGAAUUAGAAUUUAGAAAUUGGAAAUUCCGAUGAAAGUGGACCCCAGUUUCAAGAUAUCAUUAUAAACAGAUUUGAUUGUGGAUUAUUGGAAAUUUACAUUAUAGGUUCAAGACUAUUUUGGAGGGAAAGGCAAUUUAAGAUUCGACAGAAUUCUAUGUUUGAAUGAGAAUUGGAAAUAUUUUGAUAUUCCUUAUCAAUCCAGUGGUGAUCCAUUUCUUCUGACUACCUUUAAGUUGAAGAAGAUCCAAACAAAGGAUUAUCGAUAUGAGGAAUAUCAAAAUAGACUAAAGGAGAGAUUCUAUAGGGAGGGUGACAAUUUCAAUGAGAUAAUAUUAGGUGAUUAAGACAUUCCUGCAGAUGUUGCUUUGGAUUUUGUAAAUCUGGAUAUAUAACAUUACUUCAGUGUUUUCUAUCAGAAAUUGUAGAAUUAAAAAAUGGAGGAAUUCCCUCUAUUCAUCAUAGCAAGAUGGACAUACAGAUAUGAAGAUGAAAUAGUAUAUGGGUUGCAUGAAUUGCCCGUUUUGCAAUAAAAUUAUUUACAUAGGGAUGUGAAAGAAUUCCCUAUGUCAUUUUCCAUUAUAGCUCCAUUUGAAGUAGAACACCAAGGCAUGAUUACAAUGGUUCCCAUAAAAAUUAGUUUCAAAAAUACAAAGUAUGUAGAGUCUAUAAGUUUUACAGUGACCUUAUUUAAUGGGGAUGAACCUUUGAAGUCAAUUAAUGACAUCUAGUAGCCAUUCUUUUUGUGGGAAGGCAUUUUGCAACACCAAAUUACUUUGAAGCCAUAGGAGAUGAAAGUGUUGACGUUAGAAGGGGUUUUUACAGAGAAGGGAGUAUAUGAUUUAAGCAGAUUUAGAUUGACAAUGAAUAAUAAACAGUAAAGCGAGUAUUACUCAAUUGAUCAUGAAACAGUUAUAAUAAAAAUUAUAUGA